AUGGAAUUCAUCAUCUGUAAAAAAGCACUUCAUGUUGAGGUCCUGUUCCUCUUCUUCUCUUGUUUUGCUUUGAAGUCCAAUCUUGCCUCAGACACCAUCACAUCUGCUCAGCCCAUCACUGACCCUGAAACUAUUGUCUCCGCCAACAAGGUCUUCGAACUGGGAUUCUUCAGCCCUCCCAAUACCACAAACCGCUAUGUUGGCAUCUGGUUCAGCAAUGUCCCUGUUAGAUCAGUUGUAUGGGUAGCCAAUAGAGGCAGACCUCUGAAUGAUUUGUCAGGGAUUAUAACCAUCUCUAAAGAAGGCAAUCUUGUUGUUAUUAAUGGAGACAAGGAGAUUAUUUGGUCAUCAAAUAUAUCAGAAUUUAUGGCCAAUUCUAGUGCCCGACUUUUAGAAUCGGGGAACCUUGUGCUGCAGAACAAUGGAAAAACACUUUGGGAGAGCUUUAAGUACCCUUCAGACACAUUUCUACAGAAGAUGAAACUGAGCAUUAAUAAGAACACAGGCGAGAAGACUCUGCUGAAAUCGUGGAGAAGCUUUUCUGAUCCAUCUGUUGGAAUCUACUCGGCUGGAAUGGAUCCUCGAUCAGCUGUACAAGUGGUUGUGUGGAAUGGCAGCACGCUGUGUUGGCGCUCGGGUCCUUGGAAUGGUCAGGUCUUCAUUGGAAUAGAACAUAUGAAUUCUACUUAUAUCGAGCAUGAUAUUGUUGAGUAUGACAAGGAGGGAAGUGCAUCUUUGUUCUACAUUAGUGAAAUUGAUCAAAACAUGCAUGUUCGUCUAAACCCAUAUGGAAAUUUAGAAAAGGUAGUGUGGAACGUGGAGAAGCAAGACUGGGUGGCCACCUGGUCAAGUCAUAAAACUGAGUGUGGGCUUUAUAACAAGUGUGGCCAAUUUGGAAGUUGCAACUCAAACAAGUUCCCAGUUUGUAGCUGUUUGCCAGGUUUUAUGCCUGUUCACGAAGAGGAAUGGGAACAUGGGAACUUCAGUGGUGGCUGUGUGAGGAAGGCUCUUUUGUAUUGCGAGAGGAACAGGACUGGCAAGAAAGAUGGGUUCCGGAAGCUCACAAAAAUGAAAUUGCCAGAUUCACAAGACGUAUUGUCUGUUCCAGAAAGUGAGUGUGAAAACAAUUGCUUAAAGAAUUGUUCUUGCACAGCAUAUACAUAUUAUGUGGGCAUAGGUUGCAUGUUGUGGAGAGGACAUUUAGUUGACUUGCAGGAAUUUUCCAUAAAUGGGGCAGAUCUUUACAUUCGUCUUGCAUCUUCAGAGCUUGGUAAUGCCUUCUGCUUUGACGGCAACUUCUACUACUUGCUUACCCUAUUUAUUAUGCUAGAUGUCUUUUAA
Messenger RNA from Thlaspi arvense, 1341 nucleotides. Lineage: Eukaryota; Viridiplantae; Streptophyta; Magnoliopsida; Brassicales; Brassicaceae. The record is from the annotation of a GenBank genome assembly.